Halteromyces radiatus is the source of this 2218-nucleotide messenger RNA. Its product is annotated as P-loop containing nucleoside triphosphate hydrolase protein. The record is from RefSeq and is a predicted model, not a curated record. Gene Ontology annotation, cellular component: nucleotide-excision repair factor 3 complex; transcription preinitiation complex; transcription factor TFIIH holo complex. Bases 93 to 1991 code for a protein of 632 amino acids. Gene Ontology annotation, biological process: transcription initiation at RNA polymerase II promoter; nucleotide-excision repair. Gene Ontology annotation, molecular function: DNA binding; ATP binding; 3'-5' DNA helicase activity. NCBI's taxonomy places the organism in Eukaryota, Fungi, Mucoromycota, Mucoromycetes, Mucorales, Cunninghamellaceae. The transcript has a single exon.
UUUUUUUUUUUGUUUCUGUUGUUUUUCUUUUCUUUUUCUUUUUCUUUUUUGCUUUAUCUUUCUCUAUUGGACUUGAUACUAUUAAAUAGAUCAUGGUUCUUGGAAAUAUAGAAGGCGGAUCUCAAGCCAGUCAUCAAAAGCAUUUAGCCAAUUUACUUUCUAUUGUACAAAAACGCUCGGCAGAUCAAAAGCGACAAAAACUGAAUAAUAAGGAACCAGCAGCAAAAUCUUCAAUCAAUAUUACUAAUCGAUCUUCUGUUCCCAAGGCAGCUUUACCUAGUUAUCAUUAUAAAGACGACAAUGAAUUACCUCACUUGGAAAUAGGCUUGAAAUCAACCAUUGAACCUCGCCCCUAUCAAUUAGAAGCACUCUCAGCUGUUACCUCAUCUCAAGAUCCUUCUCAAAACGACAAUGAUAAUGAAAAGUCUCUCACAAAGAUAUUAGAAGAAAACUCAAUCGCCCACUCUGGUAUCAUUGUUCUUCCUUGUGGUGCUGGCAAGACGUUGACAUCUAUUCUCGUGGCUUGUGCGGUACAGAAAUCAGUUUUGGUGGUAUGUUCAACUAUCAUUGCGGCUGAACAGUUUCAACAAGAAUUCCUACGCUCAACAACUUUGAUGGCUUCACGCAUGGGUAUGUUUGCUGGGAACAAAAAAUGGCCUUUCAAUGGUGUCUCUGGUGUGCUCUUCACUACCUAUACGAUGUUGGUGGAAAACAAGAAUCGAUCGGCUGACAGCAAGCGAAUGGCGCAGUUUGUGGAAAAGAUGGAUUGGGGAUUGAUUAUUUUGGAUGAAGUACAUUGUGGACCGGCUGCUAACUAUAGUAAAGCGAUCACCAAAAUCAAGACCAAAGUACGUUUGGGGUUAACAGCGACUAUGUUACGUGAAGAUGAGAAAAUCGGUGAUUUAGAAACAAUUGUAGGUCCUACUUUAUAUCAAGCAAAAUGGAAAGAAUUAGCCGACCGUGGUUAUAUCGCCAAAGUGAUUUGUACUCAAGUGGAAUCUCGACUCUCGCCUCGUCUAUUACAAGCAUACGAUGAACUCAGUGAAAAGCAUUCCGACGAAAAUCAUUCCUUCCUUGGUCAACGACAUCAUAUGAAAAGUUUAUUAGCCAUUCUCAACCCUCAAAAAAUGCAAUUAUGUCAACGUCUGAUUCAAUAUCAUGAAGCAAUGGGUGAUAAGGUUUUGGUAUAUUGCGAUCAUAUUGAAGCUCUCAAGUUAUAUGCGGAAAAAUUAGGUCGACCUUAUAUUUAUGGUGGAACUUCUACUCCUGAAGCUCAAGCCCUUUUGAAACGAUUCCAAAUAGAUGCUCAUAUCCCUACGGUGGAUGAAAAUGGUGAACCUUUGACAUGGUCUCAAAUGGCGGUCUUACGGGCUGAAAGAGCCAAACAAAUCAAUACUCUUUUUUUGUCUCGUAUUGGCGAUACCAGUUUGGAUUUACCUGCAGCUACUGUAUUGAUUCAGGUCUCUUCUCAUUUUGGUUCUCGGCGACAAGAAGCUCAACGUCUAGGUCGUGUUUUACGUGCAAAGAAACGAAACGAUAAAGGUUUUUAUUCUCGGUUUUAUACAAUGGUUACGAGCGAUACCCAUGAAGUUACUUUUUCAGAACGACGACGACAAUUUUUAGAAGACGAGUGUGGCUACGGGUAUCAAAUAUGGAAAGUAGGUCAAAAAGAAGAAGGACAACAAGAAACAACAAAGAAUCAACAACAACAAAUAGGUAAUGGAUGGAUGGUGGAUGCAGAUCCUUUAGCAACAACACCAUUGGAUGAUGAAGUCAAAUUGGAUCCUCUCACCUGUCAUAUUCAUGGUACUGGCAAACGACCUUAUGAUACACCUGAAGAAGAAGAAUCUUUGGUACAAUACAUAAUGGGCUUGAAGAAUGUGCAAGUGGAAGAAGAUGACACGGAUGAUAGUAGUUUGAUGACGAUGGCUUCUGGAUCAACAAAAACCGCUUCUACUGGAUCAAAACGAAAACGGGUCAUGACGAAAUAAUAGGAUUAUUCAAGACGACUUGAAUGGCUUUGAUUUUUUUUUUUUUUUGGUAUCUUUGUUAUUUUCUUCUAGUAUAGUUUCCUGUUUUUCCAAUUUAUCAUUUGUACCUUUAUCUAUAUUGUAGUAAUAGUCCAUAUUCCCCCCUUCAUUUUUUUUAGUAAUAAUAAUAAAAAAAUUUUUUUUUUUAUUAGAAUUUAUUUUAACUUGUGUAUUAUCCUCAAAAUGAC